AUGGAAAGGGUAUCUCAGGCUCCGCCUUGCCCUACAACAGAAAGCCACAUUCAUGGACCAAGCACACCCCAGCUGAGGUCUGCGAGCACGUCGUCCGUUUGGCCAAGAGAGGUUACACCCCAUCCCAGAUUGGUGUCCUCCUCAGAGACUCCCACGGAAUCGCUCAGGUCAAAGAACAUCACCGGCUCCAAGAUCCUCCGUAUCUUGAAGGUCAACCGUCUGGCCCCAUCCAUCCCAGAGGACUUGUUCCACUUGAUCAAGAAGGCCGUCACCAUCAACAAGCAUUUGCAGCGUGCCCGCAAGGACUACGACGGAAAGUUCAACCUCCGUCUCGUUGAGUCCCGUAUCCAUCGUCUCUGCCGUCCAUACAGAAAGUCUGGUGUCCUCCCACCAAACUGGAAGUACGAGUCUGCCACCGCCUCCACCCUCGUUGCCUAA
This is a messenger RNA of Acytostelium subglobosum LB1, 438 nucleotides long. RefSeq lists its product as hypothetical. The transcript has 2 exons. Gene Ontology annotation, cellular component: ribosome; nucleolus; cytosolic small ribosomal subunit. The coding region runs from base 1 to 438 and encodes 145 amino acids. NCBI's taxonomy places the organism in Eukaryota, Evosea, Eumycetozoa, Acytosteliales, Acytosteliaceae. The record is from RefSeq and is a predicted model, not a curated record. Gene Ontology annotation, molecular function: structural constituent of ribosome; small ribosomal subunit rRNA binding. Gene Ontology annotation, biological process: translation.